This is a messenger RNA of Caenorhabditis angaria, 2325 nucleotides long. The record is from the annotation of a GenBank genome assembly. Lineage: Eukaryota; Metazoa; Nematoda; Chromadorea; Rhabditida; Rhabditidae.
AUGAUUAAACCAAUUUUGUGCAUUUUUCUAAUAAUUUCACCAAUAUUCUCUGAAAAAACGAAACAAUAUGUUGGACUAUCAAGUGAAGAUGAAACUACGAAGAAAUAUCAAACUUUGAAGCUUCAUAUUUCAAAAGAAACUGACUUCGAUUUCGAUCAAUUGACAGAUGUUCCAAAAGUCGAAAAAGUGCUAACCGCUGGUCCAGAAUAUGUCACCGAAACCGAAACUGCAGAUCCAGAAACAUUGAAAGAUGCGAUUGACACUUAUCAAAAGGGAUUAUCAUUUAUCGAGCGCGGAAAAGGACAUGGUCGAGAUGGUAAACUAGCAGCUCAUCGAUUAUUCAAAUUGGCUUCAGAUUCUGGACAUUUAGAAUCAGCUAAACUCACAGCAUUCGCAAAUUUAUUCGGUGAUUAUGCUCGAUGGUCAGUUGAAGAUGCGAAAAAAGUUUUCCGAAAGCUUGCAGCACAAGGUUCAGCUGAUGCUAAUUUCGCGUUAGGAUUCAUGCAUGCUACUGGAAUCGGAAUGAAAAAUCCAGACGAAGCGAAAGCAUUUCUUUAUUAUUUAUUUUCGGCACAAGGAGGAAGUCCGUUUGGUCAAAUGGCAAUUGGUUAUCGUCAUCUUUUUGGUGUUGGUGUUCCACAAAACUGCGAAUCGGCUCUUUCAUAUUAUCAAAGAGUUGCCAAAAAAGUUGCAGAUGAGGUGACAUUCACAACAAAUCCAGCAACACAACGACUUCGACUAAAUGAUGAAGUUGAUCCAACUGUUAAUUUACCAUCUGGAACAGCUCCAAUCGAUCCAAAUCUUCUAGAUUAUUAUAGUAUGAUGGCUGAAAAGGGUGACGCAACAACGCAACUUGGAUUGGGUCAAUUAUAUUUAUACGGAGGACGCGGAGUCACUCAAGAUUUUCUACUCGCUUAUAAGUAAACCAAUAUUUUCACUUCAAAAAUUGAUCAUAAUGUUGUUGUUUUUCAGAUAUUUAGCUCUAGCCGCUGAACAUGGAAGUUCUGAUGGUUAUGCGUUGAUCGGAAAAAUGUAUUUGGAUGGUGUUUUCGAUAAAGGAACCGAUGAGAACGCAUUCGAUUUUCUGCAAAAAGCAGUUGAUAAAGGAAAUUCGGCAGCUCAAGCAACUCUCGGAGUCAUGUAUUUGAAAGGUCGUGGAGUUUAUCGAAAUUACGACAAGGCUUAUAAAUUAUUGACGAUGGCGGCUGAUAAAAAACACGUUGAUGGUCAAUUGUAUUUAGGAGAGAUGUAUUAUAGUAAGUUUACUUUUUGAAUUUAUUUUCUAAAAUAUUUUGUUUUUUUCUUCAGAAGGGAUUCCUACACAAGAAGGAGUAAAACGCGAUUUCGCAAAAGCUUUGAAGUUAUUCCAACUCGCCGCGCAAAAUGGUCACGUUUUGGGAUUGUAUAACUUGGCUCAAAUGUAUUCCACUGGCACUGGAGUUAGUAGAUCUUGUAGUCAUGCUACAGAUUUUUUCAAAAAUGUGGCAGAACGUGGAAAAUGGACAACUCGAUUAACCGAUGCUUAUAAUGCGUAUAAAGAAGGGCGACACGAUGAAGCAGCGAUUGUCUAUGCUUUUAUGGCAGAAUUAGGAUAUGAAGCUGCACAAUCGAAUUUGGCACAUAUUUUGGAUCGACAAGAAGCGAAUGCUUUGUUUUCGGAAGAUGUUGAAAAACGAUAUGGAAGAGCAAUUGUGAAUUGGCAAAGAUCGGCAAAUCAAGGUUUUCUAAAAAAAAAUGUUGGUAAAUUGUUAAAUUUAUUUUUUAAUUGUAGAAUAUUCAAUCGCUCGACUUCGCCUUGGAAACUAUUACUACUAUGGUCACGGUGUACCAAUUGAUCAUAAUUUGGCUUUCAAUCACUAUAAAACAGCUGUAGAUCGACAUGCUUUACCACAAGCAAUGUUCAAUUUGGGUUAUAUGUAUGAGACUGGAAAAGGAAUUACAAAAGUGGGUUUUUUUUUGGAUUUCAGGGGAAGCGUGGAAAGUAACACUUCAAAAAUUUCGUAAUUUUGAAAAUUUUAUAUCGAAAAAUACUGUCAUCUUUUGAUUUUCCAGGAUCUUCACCUCGCCAAAAGAUACUAUGAUCAAUCCAUCGAACACAGUCUCGAUUCAUAUCUCCCAUCAAAACUUGCCUUAACCAAACUUGCCUUCGUUUUUCUUCUCGAAGAAAUCAACAAAAAUCAUGUGAUCAUGUAUUUCGAAGAACUUGUCGGUCCACAUUGGGAUAUUAUAUUUAUUGCCACAAUUAUUGGUGGACUCAUCUACUUUUUGCCAAUCGAAUUCGAUAUUUAUGAACAAAGAAACAUUCCAAACGUCUUUUUUGUCUAG